AUGGAUUCCCUGGUCAAGACUUCCAAAUUCGCUACCCAGAGAGUGUGGGCGAACUCUGGAGAGCUUAAAUUAUCAUUUCCAAUCCUUCUGUUGUCGAUCGGUGUGGUGUGGCUUGUGGGAUGCCUCUUUCUGGCCAUCUACCGCCUGUAUCUCAGCCCGCUAGCCCAAUUUCCCGGUCCUAAGCUCGCGGCCUUGACACAAUGGUACGAGGUAUACUUCGAUAUGGUUAAAAACGGUGGCGGCCAGUUUCCUUUCGAGAUCAAGAGAAUGCACGACAUCUACGGCCCUAUAGUGAGAGUCAACCCUUUCGAACUUCACGUCGAUGAUGCCGACUUCUACGAUGUCAUCUACGCAACGAACAAGGCAUACGACAAGAUGGAGCACUUUCAGUACCGUUUCAACGUCCCUACAGCCACUUUCAGCACUUCCAAAUCAGAUGAACACCGUAUUCGCCGCGCAGCCAUCAGUCCGUUCUUCGCCAAGUCGAGAUUGCGCGGGCGGAAUGCGCAGAUUCAGGAAUUGGCUGACACCAUCUGCGACCGACUACGAGACGAGUGGGCUGGUAAAGACAAGGUACUCGACAUCGCUGACAUGUGGAGCUGCUACACAGCGGAUGCGAUCAUGGACAUUGUCUUUGCGAGGCCUAAGAACUUUUGCCGUUACCCCGACUUCAAGUCUCCAUUCACCCUGGCUAUCCGUAACAUGUCGGAGUACGCACACAUCACGCUUCAUUUCGGCUGGAUCCUUUCCCUGAUGAAUCUGUUCCCGAACAAGCUCGCCAAGGCUCUGUUUCCUCCCUUCAAACCCAUCAUCGAAUUUACAGAGGAAAUGUCUGAGCAGGUAACAGAAAUCAUGCAGGGUCGAAACUCAGAAGCAAAGGAAUCAUCCCAACCCACAGUUUUUCAUGACCUACUAUCUUCCGACCUCCCGCCUCAUGAACUACGGCCCGCCCGUCUCAUUGACGAAGCCGUCGGCUUGGUUGGGGCUGGUACCGAGACUACGUCGUGGAGCUUGACUAUCGGGACAUUCCACAUACUUGACAAUCCCAGCGUGCUCAAGACUCUCAAGACCGAAUUAGAGGAGGCUAUGCCCGAUCCUAACGUUCCAAUGACGUGGGGAGCGCUGGAAGGAUUACCUUACCUAAAUGCCGUGGUCAAGGAAACCCUGCGGAUAGCGUUUGGGGGCGUGGAACGUCUGCCCCGAGUUAAUCGGAGCGGCGUGUGGAAGUACCGUGAAUGGACCAUUCCAGUAGGGACACCGGUAGGCAUGGAUCAAUACCAUAUGCACAUGAACGAGGAUGCAUUUCCAGAACCGUAUACAUUCCGGCCCGAACGAUGGCUUGGAAACCCACUGGGCCCUGGCGGCAACAAACCACUUACUCACCACCUCACAACAUUUGCUCGGGGCACACGAAUGUGUACCGGACUCAACCUUGCGUAUGCAGAGAUCUUCAUCGGUAUUGCAACGCUCUUCCGCCGACACGAUCUGGAGCUGUUCGAGACGACUAGACGAGAUGUUGAUUUCUUCCGCGAGCAGCUGAAGGCUUCGCCAUGGCCGGGUAGUAAAGGAGUCAGGGUCCUCGUGAAAUAG
Molecule: messenger RNA, 1590 nt
Organism: Colletotrichum godetiae
Lineage: Eukaryota; Fungi; Ascomycota; Sordariomycetes; Glomerellales; Glomerellaceae
Product: putative cytochrome P450
Exons: 3
Coding region: 1-1590 (529 amino acids)
Molecular function (GO): iron ion binding; heme binding; monooxygenase activity
Source: RefSeq, a predicted model, not a curated record